Dentiscutata erythropus is the source of this 453-nucleotide messenger RNA. Lineage: Eukaryota; Fungi; Glomeromycota; Glomeromycetes; Diversisporales; Gigasporaceae. The record is from the annotation of a GenBank genome assembly.
AUGUCUGACAACGAACAAGAAUUAGCAGAUGAAUUUAAAAUCGAUCACCCACAAUUGAAAAAAAUUCUUGCAUGUUGGUUUGAUCUUGCAUUAGAAAACUAUCUAACAAUUACAGGUUUAAUUCUACAAGAAAAAGCCAAAAAAAUCGCAACAGCACUAAAAAUUCAAAAUUUUGCUACAUCUAAUGGCUGGUUACAAGGUUUCAAAAAAUGGUAUCAUAUUGUUUACACUAUGCAAAGUGGAGAGGCUGCUAAUCCUGUUACAAUAUAUGAUGCAAUUCAGUUUGUUUCACAAGCUUGGAAUAAAGUUUCCAAAGAUAUAAUUAUUCACAUCUGGCAAAAAACAGGAAUUCUUCCUUUUAUAGAAAUUGAUGAACAUCCAGAUGCAGAGCUUUUGGUUGAAGAAAAUAAUAAGGAAGAAGCCGAAUUAGAGAAUCUUAUUACACAAUUUUAA